Sparassis crispa is the source of this 540-nucleotide messenger RNA. RefSeq lists its product as hypothetical. Bases 1 to 540 code for a protein of 179 amino acids. The transcript is spliced from 4 exons. The record is from RefSeq and is a predicted model, not a curated record. NCBI's taxonomy places the organism in Eukaryota, Fungi, Basidiomycota, Agaricomycetes, Polyporales, Sparassidaceae.
AUGUCUGCCCAGUCUUCAACAUCAGAUGCGCGCCCCUGCCUGUUCUCCAGAGGGAGGUUGCAGUUGGAAGUCUACACUUGGAGGAUCCAAGAAGCUGUUCUGGCACUGGAGCCUGACCCAGAUAACUUCACCAAGGUCCGUUGGGAGGAAGGCUUGCGCCGGGAGAUGUUUGCCGUCAGGGGUAUCUGUGGCGACCUCGCUUCUGCACCCAUUAGCAUUGACGUCAAGGCAAUUCCACGCCCCACCACCCUCGUUCCUCGUCCUAAGAACCUACUCGAGGAUUCACCCGACUACUGGUGGAAAUGGGAUCGUCAGGUUGGGCCAGCGGGGAGCCCUAUGGAGGCCUGGUGGUACAAACUUGGUGAUCCCUGGGAGAAGGUGUACACCGUCUCCGAGUCUACACUGGUGCAGCUUGAACAGCUGCAUGUUCGCGUCGUGAACCUCACUAGUUGGUUGCACGAGAGGACAGAUCAGAACCUGGAUGUGGUGCUGGAAAAGCUGCAGGAGGCGACGCGGCAGCUGCGUGAGUUAGGAAUGUAA